Molecule: messenger RNA, 990 nt
Organism: Lactuca saligna
Lineage: Eukaryota; Viridiplantae; Streptophyta; Magnoliopsida; Asterales; Asteraceae
Source: the annotation of a GenBank genome assembly
AUGGGUGAAACCUUUAACCAAACAGUUUGCUCUUCAUCAUCUUCAUCUCUAUCUACUUGGAAAAGCGAUAUCUUUGAUAGAAUCAGACAACAACAGGGUUCAUCUUCUUUCUUAUGCCGUAGACCAGUUAAUCAAGUUUUAUCUGUGACUUGCAUUCUCUUCUACGCUUUCAAAUACAUCAUCCAAUCUCUAAAUGUCUCUUCAAAUUGUCGCUUACAUCCCUUUGUCACAUCCAGAGAAGACUACAUCUACCUUCACGAACUCUACGAAGCUCUUUGUCAGCUUCAUCCUCCACCGCUGCCCUCCUCACAGACGAUGAGUCCUCACUCUCUCUUCCACCGCCCCAUUCUCCAUACCCUAGCUCAAUCGCCGUUCCGACUUCAACAUAUUGGAGUGAAGGCGUUUGAAAAACGAUCAAAACAACACACAAAUCAAACCAACGUUCUUUUAGCGUUUGAGAAAGUCAAGUCAUCAAGAGAAGAGAUGAAAGAUAAAGGUAAAGGCAAGAGUCAGGAUAGAAUCAGCACUCUUCCUCAAGACACAAUUGAAAAAAUUCUGACUCAUAUGCCAAUCCAAGAUGCAUUGAGGACGAGUAUUUUAUCAAGGAAAUGGAGGCAUUGGUGGAAGGGAAUGCCUAAACUUGUAUUUGAUGACAACUACUUGAAUACCUCAUCAAGUAGCAAAGAAAUUAGAAAAUAUAAGUUUGUCAAGCAAAAAUAUCAAGAAACUAAUCUACUAGAGCACCUACAUUUCACACAUUGUUUCGUUGAGCUUCCGAUAACAUUUAAUGGAUUUAUUACCUUGAGGAGUCUCAAGUUAUGCGAUGUCGUCAUCAGUGCGAAGAUGCUUCAACAAUUACUUACCAAUUGCCCAAUACUUGAGGAAUUUAUACUGACUGGAUGCCAAGACAUCUCUUGUGCACUACAAACCAAGUGUACAUUUCUUGAGCUAUCCAAGUGUACAUUUGGGAAUGAAGUUGGAUCAUCUUGA